Messenger RNA from Corapipo altera (White-ruffed manakin), 684 nucleotides. It is a transcript of the gene NDUFAF2, whose product is annotated as NADH:ubiquinone oxidoreductase complex assembly factor 2. Lineage: Eukaryota; Metazoa; Chordata; Aves; Passeriformes; Pipridae. Gene Ontology annotation, biological process: mitochondrial respiratory chain complex I assembly. The transcript is spliced from 4 exons. Gene Ontology annotation, cellular component: membrane. The record is from RefSeq and is a predicted model, not a curated record. The coding region runs from base 100 to 615 and encodes 171 amino acids.
GGCUGGGGGUGGAAGCGCUCGACAGGGACGGGAUAGAUGAGGGCUGUGUGUCCCUGAGCGUGUGUCCGACGCCGCAGCCUCGGCCGGAGGUAUCCUGAGAUGAGCCUCGCGUGGCGGGCGCUCCGCGCCUUGCGGCUCCGGCUCUUGGGCCCCGCCAAGGAGCUGGUUGGCACCGACCAGUUCGGCAACAAGUAUUACCGGGUGCCCAAGCACGAGACCCGCGCAGGGCGGAUUAUACCAGAAAGAAGAUUUGUAGAAGCAGUAAAUCGUGAAGCAUAUCAGUAUCAAAUGGGUGACUUUCCAACAGAAUGGGAAGCAUGGAUAAGAAGAAAAAGAAAGGAUCCACCCACCAUUGAGGAGAUUCUUAGGAAUGAAAAUUAUAGAGAAGAAAUGAAACAGAAAAUAAAAGAUGUAUCUGAAAAGGAUAAGCUGCUUCAGUCCAAGGAAUACAAGGAGGGACUUGUUGCUGAACCAGGUCAUACUCAGGUUAAAGGUCAUGCAUCUGCCCCUUACUAUGGAAAGAAGGAGCCUUCAGAAGAUCCCACAAGCACUGCAAAUACCUUCCAGCCUGGUGCCUGGAUGCCACCAGGCAGUGGUAGUAGUCAAAAUAAAUGAACAAUUGUAUUGUACAGAUAUUGCUCAUGGAUAAAUGUUUUAACAGACAACAUAAAGAGCUUUAUAUGA